Polistes canadensis is the source of this 11229-nucleotide messenger RNA. It is a transcript of the gene Cubn, whose product is annotated as cubilin-like. The record is from RefSeq and is a predicted model, not a curated record. NCBI's taxonomy places the organism in Eukaryota, Metazoa, Arthropoda, Insecta, Hymenoptera, Vespidae. Gene Ontology annotation, molecular function: calcium ion binding. The transcript is spliced from 53 exons. Bases 1 to 11178 code for a protein of 3725 amino acids.
AUGGCUUCGAUGGAAAUAUUGUUCAGCAUAUUGCUGUAUUUGGGAUUGACUUUUGCGUGGAUGGAUGAAAGGCCAGUUCUCGAGGCACAAGAUGGUAAUUUGAUAAUAUCCAGCGCAAAGGAUAGAAAUAUUACUCUUAAAGUAUUAGGUAGCGGUUAUAUCAACGUUAAUGAAAUUAAUUUACUUCACGUCGCUUUGGCUGCACAAAAUGCGACACGUUUGUUUGAAAGAUUGAGAGCUGGUUAUCUCGUUCAAGUGGAGGAUAAUCUUGUAAGGCUAAUCAAUCUCGUUGAAGGUCCUACAGGUUUGCAAAGAAGGAUUGCUAUGUUGGAAGGUACUGGAGGGAACAGUUCGCGUUUACCGAGCAAGCAAUGGGAUGACAAUUUUACGAGAAAUGGUAUACGUCGUACUAAUGAAAGAUUACGAAGAUUAGAAGAGACCGUGCAAAAUAUCGAGAAAAAGCUAAAAGAAAAUGCUUGUCAAAGUAAUCCUUGCGGAAAUGGUGGUAUUUGUCAAGAUCUUUACGAAGGAUACCAAUGCCGAUGCCUUCCUAGUUGGGAGGGACCUAAUUGCAUGACGGAUGUAAAUGAGUGUGCUAGAUUUCUUGGCACAGAUUUAGGAUGUCAAAACGGAGCAACUUGUAUUAAUUUACCUGGAUCUUAUCGAUGUGAUUGUCAAACUGGAUGGUAUGGAUUACAUUGUACAAAAAGAGUCGCCAUUUGUAGCAGGCAAAAUUCUGAAGAACUUUGUGGACACGGUGUAUGUGUCCCGAAACCUGGGAACCUCCUUGGUUACACCUGUCUUUGCGAUCAAGGAUGGGAAACCGAUGGUACGAAUCCAGCUUGCACAAAGGACGUAGACGAAUGUGCGGCGAAACAUCCACCAUGUUCCGUAAACCCACUUGUCAUGUGUUUCAACGCACCUGGUACAUUUUUCUGCGGCGCCUGUCCACGAGGUUAUACCGGAAAUGGUUAUUAUUGUACUGACAUCGACGAAUGUUUGGAAGAUAAUGGGGGAUGCAGUAACGCACCACGAGUACAAUGUAUUAAUACUAUGGGAUCAAGGGUUUGCGGUCCGUGUCCUCCAGGAUACCACGGCGAUGGAGUUUCCUGUAUCUAUGUUGGUUCUUGUAGGAUUAAUAACGGUGGUUGUCACCCUUUAGCAGCCUGCAUCGAAAAUCCUGCGCUUACCAGCUCUUACGUGCAAUGUCGGUGUCCAACAGGAUACCAAGGUGACGGACUUGGUCCGAAUGGGUGUCGGCCUGCAACUGAAAUAUCGAAUAAUUCAUGUGCUAAUCGUCCUUGCGUUCAUGGCACGUGUAUCUCAACUUACGAAGGAUUUAUCUGUAGAUGUGAUACUGGAUACACAGGAACAACGUGCAAUACUCAAAUCGAUCUCUGCGCACCUAAUCCUUGCAAGAACAAUGGAGUCUGCAUUGUCUCCAAUGGUGCAGUGACCUGCGAUUGUCCUAACUCUUACACAGGCACCAGAUGUGAAACGCAACGACAAACUUGCGGUGGUGUAUCUCGAAAUCCUGUCGGCCAUUUAGAGUUUCCUAUUGGUGGAACCACUUACCAACAUGGACUUAGUUGUGCUUGGGUUUUAGUGACCAAUUCUACUCAAGUAUUGAAUGUCACUUUUACGAGUUUUAACUUGGAAAAUUCGGUCGAUUGUAAAUUUGACUUUCUUCAGAUACACGAUGGUAGAAAUGCUGGUAGCCAUAUGAUAGGCAGAUUUUGUGGUAACACUCUACCCAAUAAAAAUGGAAACAUCAUUUCAUCUCACAACUCAUUGUAUUUCUGGUUCCACUCGGACAGUAGCGUAGCACACGAUGGAUUCGUUUUACAUUGGAAUACGAUCCAACCGAUCUGUGGUAGAUAUUUUGAAGAGGAUUAUGGUACAAUAACGUCACCUGGUUAUCCGGGAAGAUAUCCUUCUAACAGAGAUUGUUAUUGGCAUAUAUCGGUAAAAGAAGGAAAAAGAAUACAAUUGCAUUUCGGACAAUUGAUGCUCGAAGAACACGCUACAUGCGAAUACGAUUUUGUCCUAAUCACAACGAACAACGAUGAAAUUCUUGGUCGUUAUUGUAAUCAUAGCAGACCAGGACCUUUAACUGCACCUGGUAAUGAAGUUACUCUUUAUUUCCAUUCCGACAGUUCUGGUCAAGAUGCUGGUUUCCAAAUUCAUUAUUCAACAGUAGAAGGUAUACCUGGUUGCGGUGGUGUUUUUACUUCGGAUACUGGCUCGAUACAUUCUCCUGGUUCUUUGUCGUCUUAUCGAGCAAACAUGAAUUGCGAAUGGAAAAUACAAUUACCACCGAGUGAAAAAAUGAAAAUCACUUGGCAAAAAUUCAAUCUUGAAGAUUCUACCAGCUGUCAUUUUGAUGCAGUCGAGAUUUACGAUGGAGAUAGUACGGAUUCGCCAUUGAUCGGUAGAUAUUGCGGGGAUAAUAUGCCACCGACUAUUAAAUCAAAUUCUAACAAUGUUAUAAUAGUUUUCACGAGUGAUUGGUCAUUCGAAAUGGAAGGAUUUGCCUUGACUUACGAAGUCUUAUGUGGCGGUGAAUUUACCGAAUUAACGGGUGUCAUUACAUCUCCCUUGUACCCAAAUACUUAUCAUGCCUCUAAAACUUGCAUCUACGAAAUUAUUUUACCACCAGGCAAAGCCAUCGUUCUAACUAUUCUCGAUCUGGACAUAGAAGGAAUGUCUACCGAUUGUUAUUUUGAUUCUCUUCAAAUUUUCGACGGUGAUAACGAAAAUUCCACUAAUCUCGCCACUCUAUGUGGCACCCUUAUACCCUCCGAACCAUUCUAUUCCACCCACAAUUUCAUGUAUCUCCAAUUCACAAGCGAUACUACCAUCCAUGGUCAUGGUUUCAAAGCUAAUUACACAUCCAUAGAUCGCAAAUGCGGUGGAUUCUACAGAAGUUCUACUGGAAUAAUUCAAUCGCCGAAUGAAGACGGUAUGUACGAAAAUAACGAAGAAUGUACUUGGAUUAUUCAGGCACCUCCAGGAUACUUGGUACAACUCACUUGGUUGUUAUUCGAACUCGAAUAUCAAACACGUUGUAGAAAUGAUUAUGUUAGCAUUUAUGAAAAUAUUUCUAAAUCUCAAGAUGGUCAUAUGGGAACUUAUUGUGGCAAUAAUAAACCACCCAUUCUCACUACACGAGACAGAACGAUGGUGAUAUAUUUUGAAACCGACUCGAGUAUUACACAAAACGGAUUUAUGGCUAACUAUGUCUUUGUCGAUGCUUCCAAAUUUUGCGGUGGUUAUUACUUACAACAAAGUGGUGUUAUCCGAUCUCCCAACUAUCCAGGAAACUAUCCGCGUUCAAGGGAAUGCGUAUGGGUACUCGAAGCACCCAAUAGACAUAAAGUUACCCUUAAAUUCAAUGAUUUCGAACUGGAAGGUCAUCAUAACUGCAUGUUCGAUUAUUUGGAAAUAAGAAACGGUGGUUACGAUAGUUCACCUUUGAUUGGACGAUACUGCGGUAUAGAGACACCAAAUCAAAUAGUCAGUCAAACGAAUAAGUUAUUUCUCAAAUUCGUAUCUGACGAUUCAAAUACGGAUACAGGUUUUAGCAUUGAUUGGGAUAACACAGCGGAAGGAUGCGGUGGAAUAUUAAAGUCUGCCAAAGGUGAUAUUGUAUCACCGAAUUAUCCCCAACCAUAUGGGCAUAAUGCUGAAUGUAUUUGGAGAAUCGUUGUUGCCGCAGGCAGUACAGUACAACUUAUUGUAGUUGAUUUCGAUUUGGAACAUCAUACAAAAUGCAGAUACGAUUUUGUUGAGAUAUCCGAAGGCACUACUCGUACACGAAAUGUCCAACGAUAUUGUUCUGUUUAUCCACAGAUCAUAAAUACAACAUCUAACAUAGUGACCAUUCGUUUCCGUAGCGAUUUUACUAUAUCAUCUCGUGGUUUUCACAUACAAUAUGACACUAAAUGUCACAACACGUUAAACGGUUUCCGAGGUGUCAUAGAAUCACCUAACUUCCCGAACGAAUACGAAAACUCGAAAAAUUGUAGUUGGAUAAUCAAUGCACCGAUCGGUAACAAAAUAAACUUAACUUUCUCUCAUUUCGAUGUGGAAGGACCAAUGAAAAACAAUAGCUGCAAUUACGAUUAUCUCGAGAUUAAAGAGGGCAUGAAUAAUUUGGCUAACAGCGAACUUGGCAAAUUUUGUGGCUCGGCUAAUCUUCCUCCGAAAAUUCAUUCGUCGCAAAAUCAAAUUUUUAUCAAUUUCUUUACCGACCUUUAUGCAACCCACAAUGGUUUUCGAUUGGAAUGGAUGGUCGAUGGUUGUGGUGGACACCUGACUAAACCUUCGGACACGUUUACCUCUCCCGGUUAUCCUUUGGGAUAUAAGAGUAAACUCAGAUGCGAAUGGCUUAUCGAAGUUGAUUACACGCAUAGUGUUGAACUAACGUUACUCGAUGUAAACAUCGAAAAUCAAGUGACUUGUACUUUCAAAUCAUUAAAAAUCUACGGUGGGGAAGAUGAAAAUGCACCGAAAUUGGUCGAAUUAUGUUAUUCCAAUAAACCGGUCGUUUACACUAGUUCCGGUAACAAAUUAUUCAUCACGUUCAACACGAAUUCAUUUUUCGUUCUUCGCGGAUUUAAAGCUAGCUACAAAAGUAUUCCUCUGCAAUGUGGUGGAAGAUUUACAGUUAAUUCUGGUGUCAUUCAUACAACCAAUUAUCCUCUCAAUUAUCCCCAUAAUCAAAACUGCGAAUGGUUAUUACAAGUUGACAAAAAUCACGUGGUAAACGUUACGUUUGAGGAUUUCGAUAUAGAGGACAGCAGAAAUUGUACCGACGAUUAUGUUAAGAUAUUCGAUGGACCAAGCAGAGACAGUUACUUGAUGGGUACUCACUGUCGAAAUCAGCUUCCUCCCUCAUACGUAUCGACAAGUAACGAAAUGUUAAUAGUUAUGAGAAGUGAUAGUAUAAUAUCUGCAAAAGGAUUCAAAGCCACGUAUAAAACAGCAUGUGGUGCUCGUAUAAUAAUUAAGGAUCAAGGAUUCAUCACAGGAUCCAGCGACAAUAUGGAAACUUCUGUAGUAAACUGCACUUGGAUACUAAUAGCAGAAAAUCCUGCCGAUCACGUGACGUUAACAUUCACCCACCUGCAUAUCAACCCGAUGCGCCUAAUAGGUAUAGCUGAUAACUAUUUGAUAGAUCCAGGGUGUAAACUGGAAUACGUGCAGGUAAUCGAAGGGGAAGACAUGGAUGGGCCUGUUCUUGGAAAAUGGUGUAAUAACAAAAUACCUCCUCCCAUAACGAGUACCGGAAGUGCUCUAACUGUUCACCUAUACACGUCAAUAAAAUUCCAUAGCGAUUUUUCCGCUACUUAUAGCGUAUUGAAUUCUGCUUGCGGUGGAAAUUAUACAUCUGAACACGGGACUAUCGCAUCACCGAAUUAUCCUAAUUCAUAUCCCCUGAAUUCCGAGUGCAUAUGGAUUUUAAAUACUUCACCAGGAAACAGAAUAAGUAUAACUUUCAACGUGUUUAAUAUCCAACAAAGCGAUAAUUGUGACCUGGAUUAUCUUGAAAUUCGCGAAGAGAAUGGAAUCGGUAAACUAUUAGGAGUUUUUUGUGGUGAAGAAAUCGAUCCGAUCACAUCCUCGAGUAUACUUUGGAUCAAAUUCAAAAGCGAUGCCGAAAGUGCAGCUCAAGGAUUUCUAGCAGAUUAUAGUUUCUUACCAGGAAAUGAACUUUAUGGUCCAACCGGUAGAAUUACCUCGCCGUUAUAUCCUCUAUUUUAUAAAAAUGCAGGUACUUUUUGGUGGCGAAUUACCGUCGAAGUCGGAUAUGUCAUUCAAUUCGAAUUCAAAGAAGUAUACAUGCAGAACGUAAUAUCCUCGUGUUCUAGUUCAUUGAAGAUCUACGAUGGUUACAAUGAUGAAGCAACUAUCUUAUUGGAACAUUGUUCUUACACGACUCCUGCAUCAUUGUACACUUCGAGUAACAUUGCUUAUAUCGUCAUGGAAGCUUUUUCCAUUUUAUCUGGUGAUAAAUUUGAUCUUAAUUGGCUACAAAUACCAAAAGAUGUAAUCGAAGAACAGGAAUUAAAAAAAAUUAAAUUAUCGAAGUGUACCGAAGAAGUGGCUUUGAUGAGUAACACAAAUAAUAGUUAUUCAUUCUGGUCUCCUGGUUGGCCAAAUGGUUACGAAGACAAUCUUGAAUGUACUUGGAUUUUCACUUCACCUCCGGGAACUCAUCUCGUUAUUAGAAUAAACAUGAUCAAUUUAGAAGAAAGUACUGAUUGCGUUUAUGAUUACGUAGCCAUUUAUUCAGGAUAUGCAUUGACUUCGGAGGAGAAUAGUGUCCUAGAACAAAAAUUAUGUCUUUCCAAUGCCACUUGGAACACGAUAAAAACGAAAAAUGUUAUGACGGUUAAAUUUGUUUCGGAUUCUUAUUUAAACAAAACGGGCUUCUCUGCUCGAGUUUACAGAGAAUGCGGUGGAGAUUUAUCGGGACCAAAUGGUAUUAUCGAAAUCAACAAUAAAACUAACGUACGUGGAAUAAGAAGUUGGCGUUUCUCUUGCGAAUGGUUCGUCACAGUGAGGCCUGGAAAAACUAUAGAAGUUAAAAUUGAUUAUUUGUCUAAAAUAGAAACUACUAAUAAUGCGUGCGAUGUAAAUUAUCUUAUGUUGAAAAAUGGUGGAGAUAUUUCAUCUCCCUUACUAGGAGAUGGAAAAUAUUGUACAGAAAUAUCAUCUACGUCUACUCAAUUAGAAACUAUUGGAAAUAAACUUUACAUUCGUGCUGUUGGUGUCGGUACAAAUCUAAUGUUUAAAUUGCAAUAUAGUGAAAAGGGUAUGAAUUGCGGUGGCGAAUACGUAUUGUCUGCCGAAAUCGAAGAACUAGAGAUAAGUAGUCCGAAUUAUCCAAAUAUUCCACAUCCCUAUACCGAAUGUGUUUGGAAAAUCAUGGCAACUGAUGGUGAAAGAAUUGCAAUUCAUUUCUUAGAAAGAUUUGAUUUGGCUUCUAGUAUAAAUUGCGAAAAGGAAUAUGUUGAAAUAAGAGAUGGUGGAAUGGACAAUUCAUUAUCGAUGGGACGAUUUUGUAGAGACAUGGCACCAAGUACUAUGACAACGAAAGGGAACAUGAUGUAUAUCAAAUUUUAUACCGACAUACCUGAACCAAAUAAUGGUUUUAAAGCUCUUAUUACAGUUGGAGAUGCAUGUGGUGGUAUUCUGAGAGGUACCCAAGGUUCUCUUAGUUCGCCAGGUUAUCCUAACUCUUAUCCUAAAAAUCAAAACUGUGGAUGGUGGAUAAUUGGUCCAGUAGAUCACACUUUGAAGAUUCAAUUCCGUGAUUUGCAUCUUCCAACUCGUCGUAAUUGUAAAUCAGCUGAUUACGUAGAAAUAACCGAACAAGUUCCUGGCAAUGAAACAGCAUUCGAAACUAUCGGAAUAUUUUGCGGUACUCAACUGCCAAACAUCAUCGAAACAACCUAUAACGAGGCCUUCGUAACUUUAUUUAGCGAUAAUCGUGAUUAUAUCCCUUUCAGAGGCUUUAGUUUAAACUUUACAUCCAGCCAACAGGUUUGUGGUGGUGUACUUACUGCUUUAACCGGUAUAAUAAAAACACCUGGAUAUCCAAAUUUAAGAACACGUUCCAGAUAUUGCGAUUGGAGAAUUCGAUUACCAUUAGGCUUUCAAGUUGUAGUGGAUAUUUUAGAUCUCGAUUCCGUUGAUAAAUCAUUUAGAGCGAGCUAUUCGUUAUCGUUCUACAAUGACUUCCGUAUGAAAUCAAGGAUUAAAACCUUAAUGAGUAAUACAGAUGUACCGCAAAUUAGAAGUAGCGGUAACACAAUGUUGAUUGGUUAUUGGGCUCCAGUUGGUUAUAGAGGCUUUAAACUUCGAUAUUCGGCUGUUGCACCUGCGCCUUGCGGUGGAAUACUUACCAAUUCUGGAGGUGAAAUUAAAGCACCAUCUGCUCCCUACAAUACAACUUCAUACUUAUGCGAAUGGAUGAUCAAACCACCGGAUCUUAUAAUCAAUUCUGCCAAUGAAACAGGAUUAACACUGACCCUAAAAGCUACUGGUUAUAUUGGCAAAUGUUACACUUACAAUUCUAUUACUCUACUAGGCAUCGGUAAAAUUUGUGGCAACUUAACAAAACCGAAAUAUCUUAGAAGUCCAUUGAUUGAGAAUAAAUUGACGAUAUUAAAUAGCAGUGCUACGUCUUCGAGACAAAUGAAUUUCAAUCUAAUGUAUCAAUGGACACCUUGUGGUGGUAUUCUACGAGGCCCAUCUCAUACAAUAACUCAACCAAAGAAUUGGACUAAUUCACAUCCUAUAAGUUGUGCCUGGCAUGUCAAAUAUGCGGAUAACGGUGAAAUGAUCAAUCUUACCUUCACCAAACUCAAUUUGGUUAAAAGAUGCGAAACCGUCUACAUUAUAGUCAGAAAUGGUGGACCAACUUCACCGGAAGUCGGUACUUUUUGUGGAGAUAUAAAACCAUCAGAUAUCCUUAGCACUUCAAAUGAAUUAUGGAUUGAAUAUUACGCAGAAGAACCAGGAUCAAGCGAAUUCGAAAUCAAUCUACAAUUAGCAAGUCACGGUUGUGGUGGUGCACUACGAGGAUUCAGCAAAGAGAUUGCUUCACCUAAAUUCCCAAAACAAUAUCCAAACAAUGCGGAAUGCACGUGGGAAAUAAUGGCGGAAAAUGGUUUUCAUAUAGGUUUGAUCUUCGUUGAUCGAUUCAAUUUAGAGACCAGUAAUAAUUGCGAUAAAGAUUACGUACAGGUAUUAGAUUGGAAACUAAAAUAUAAUAAUAUUCAUGGAAAUUGGACCGAAUUGGGUAAAGUUUGUGGAAGAAACAUACCAAAGACAUUCAAUUCUACGAGUAAUCGAAUGAAAGUUAUAUUUCGUUCGAACGAAGCCAUACAGGGAGAUGGUUUUCGUGCACUUUGGAACGAAAAUUGUGGUGGUGUUUUCAGAGUAACAGAAGAAAGAAAAAUCAUUUCGUCACCAGGAUAUCCGAAAUAUUAUCGGCGUGAUUUGAAUUGCAAUUAUACUCUCAUUGCUGAUGACGACAAGGAUAUCAUAGUCCAAUUUCUUGAUUUUGACCUCGAACAAACAUCAAAUCAAAGAGGUUGCCGUUUCGAUAAUUUGACGAUCAUCAGGGACGAUGCAAUAUAUUUCGAUUCUGAGGAAAGUGUUUGGUGUGGUAAUAAUUCGCCAGGUUUGCAAAGAUCAAUUUCUCGGAUGGAGAUCAUUUUCAAAACGGAUUCAUAUAUUCAAAGAAAUGGAUUCCAAUUCGAGUAUCAAACAAGUAAUUGUGGUGGAAUAAUAACCAAACCAACGGAAAUAAAACCUUUGAUGUAUCAGGACAAAUAUUUUGGUCGUAUGAAUUGCACUUGGGUAAUUAAAGCUCCAAAGGAUAAAAGUGUGAUAAUUCGAUUUGAGAAAUUUGUUUUGGAAUAUAACAAUGAGUGCUACUUCGAUUACGUAGCCGUUUAUGAAAGCGAUAUAAUCGAUUCGGAAAAAUUAAUGGGAAAAGUUUGUGGCAAUCUAACAAAUAAUUUACCCGUCUUCAAAACCGAUUCUGAUAACAUGGUAGUAAAUUUCAUGUCUGAUUAUACGUCACAUCAUGAGGGUUUCGCUGGGAAGAUCAUUUUCGGUAGUAGUCCUGCAGCUGGCUGCGGUGGUAUUGUCAAUUUAACCAGUAUCACAUCAAUGAAUUUUAGAACUCAAAAAGGUGCAACAUACAACUCAUUAGAAGAUUGUCAUUGGACAGUUUUUACUGGAGAAGGAAAAAAUAUUAAAUUAACGAUCACUAGUGUGGAUAUUAAAACCAAUUCAAGAAACUAUACUGUUUCUACACCAUGUCCUGACGAUUAUUUAGAAGUUCACGAUGGGGGAGGACAAUUCACGGAAUUAUUGAACAAAAUCUGUGGAACUUUACCACCUUCAGUAAUAUUGUCAAGUUCAAAUAAAUUAUGGAUAAGAUUCUUUAGCGAUGGUACCAAUGAAGGGUCAGGAGUAAUCGGAACUUUGGAAGCUGUAGACUCACCCUGCGGAUUGACCUAUCGGAUGGUUGAAAAUAACAAAAAUUAUAUAACAUCUCCUGGAUAUCCCAAUCCAUAUGGGCCUGGUAUUCACUGUCGUUGGAAGCUAAAAAAUGAUAAAGAAUAUAAUAAUGUAAUGCGAGUCAGAUUAUUGGAAUUUAAUAUGACAAAUUCGGAAAAUUGCAAUGAGGAGUAUCUGGCAAUCGUAGAUUCCGAGAGUCAAACGUAUAUCGAUCAUGGGUUCGGUGAGGAAUUCAUUUUUUCUGGCACGAUUAAAUAUCCGAUAGAUGUCGAAACGGGAAGCCGUUAUCCCACUUCGCUAUACAAAUUUUGUGGCGAAGAAAAACCCUUCGAUAUUUACAGUGAGAGCGAUUCAUUUAACAUCUAUUUUAAAACAUCAUCACAAGGAAAAGGUUUUAAACUAGAAUACAGUUUAUCUAAUUGUGAUCAAAAUUACACGGCAAGUGAAACUCAAGGAAGAAUCUUUCAUCAAGGACUUAUAAAUUGUUGGAUAACGAUCACCACUUUGCCCAAUCGUACAAUCUCCUUAUAUUUCAAUAAUUUCAGACUAUACGACGAUGAAAAGUGUACGCAUAAUGCUCUACAGAUUCGAGAAGGAGAUUUUAGCGGUAAUGUUUUAGCAAUACUUUGCGGUAUGACUACUCCAAAUCCAAUUUUCAGUAUUGGCAAUAAGCUCAGUCUACGUUCUUGGGUACAAGAAGCUAAUGCUUAUGAUGGUUAUGAUAUUACUUAUGUUACCACAGAAGCAGGACGUGGUUGUGGUGGUACUAUAUUUAAUUAUGGGGGAUCUUUCACUUCGCCAAUGUACCCAGACAUAUAUAGAAAUAAUACAGUGUGUACUUGGGAUGUUAGUGUUCCUCGUGGUUUUAAAAUCAUUCUCAAAUUUACAUUCUUUGAUAUUGGAACCAAACAAACUUGCGAGCGUAACAACGUGAAAAUUUAUGAUUACGUUAAAGACGGAGUAAAUACGCUUAGAAAUGUUUACUGUGGAGGGGACGAACCAGCAAGAUUCGAAACAGAAGGAAAUAGAAUUAUCGUUGAAUAUACUUCGACAGUGAAUAACAUUGGUACUGGUUGGAUAGCAUUUUUCAUGGCUCAAUCCACUUCACAUCCAGUUGAGAUAAAUGAGCGGUAAGAAGUUAUUCCGGACAAGUGUUAAGACUAGAAAUUCGACGAUGUAAAUAGC